AAUAUGCAGACAGAAGGAGGUCUUACACUGAACCUGCCGCAGUUAAAUGGAUGAACCCCACACUUUCUCUCAGGCUUUCAUUCACAUGUCUUUAUCAGAGGUCUGCAGCGCUAAUCCGCUUUAAUCCCAGUCAACAGAGGCGGAGCAAACCUCUCAUUGCGUUUUACAGUUUUCCUGGCCGCAUUCAAUACGAGACAUUUGUGCGUGGAGCAUGGUGGAAGGACUUCACCGCAAUGUGUAACCUUGUGUUUGCGUGUAGAGUAGUUUGUGUGUAAAAACGGUGCGUCGGAGGGGGAGCAGAUGCGGCUCUUGCCAUGACUUGUCCCAGGAAGCAGAGCUUUCAGGCGGCGUUGAUCUUGCUGUCUGUCGCCCAGCUGACUGCAGGUCUGAAGUGUGUGUGCCAGCUGUGCAUCAACCACACCUGCGAGACGACGGCAGACGGCGCCUGCUGGAACUCUGUGAUGUUGAUCGACGGGAAGGAGGAGACGGUUAAAUCCUGCCUGUCGCCCUUGGAAAUGAAGGGCCAGGUCUUCUGCUACAGCUCCAGAAAUGUCUCAAAGAGGAACUGCUGCUUCACCGACUUCUGCAACAACGAGACUCUGCACCUAAAUCCAGAGAGGCCUUCAGAAGAACAUGGGUGGAGCACAGAGCAGCUCACGUUGGUGAUCGUGGUUCCCUCCUGUGUACUGUGUAUGGGGAUACUGCUGGGUGUGUUUGUGGUGCAGGGUCACCACUGUUACUACAGCAGGGCCCACAAGCAGGACCCGGAGGAGCCUCUGGACGACCAGAUGCUCAUGUCACCUGACAAGUGUCUCAAAGAUCUAAUAUUCGACAUGAGCACCUCUGGCUCUGGAUCAGGUUUACCACUGCUAGUCCAGCGGACUAUAGCUCGGACUAUUGUCCUGCAGGAGUCCAUCGGGAAGGGUCGAUACGGGGAGGUGUGGCGGGGAAAGUGGCGGGGAGAAGAUGUGGCUGUAAAGAUCUUCUCCUCCAGAGACGAGCGGUCGUGGUUUCGGGAGGCAGAGAUUUUUCAGACUAUCAUGCUCAGACACGAGAACAUCCUGGGUUUCAUCGCAGCAGACAACAAAGAUAAUGGCUCAUGGACCCAGCUGUGGUUAGUGUCGGAGUACCACGAGUACGGCUCCCUGUACGACUACCUGAACAGCUUCACUGUCUCGGUUGAGGGCAUGAUCAUUCUUGCUCUGUCCAUAGCCAGUGGCCUGGCUCAUCUCCACAUGGAAAUUAUUGGCACACAGGGGAAACCUGCGAUUGCCCAUAGAGAUCUAAAGUCAAAAAAUGUUCUUGUGAAGAAGAACGGCACAGCGGUCAUUGCAGAUUUGGGUUUGGCUGUGAAACACGACUCCAACACAAACAUCAUUGAUAUACCGUCCAACUACAGAGUGGGAACCAAGAGGUACAUGGCCCCAGAAAUCCUGGAUGAGACAAUCAAUAUGAGCAGCUUUGAGUCAUUCAAGAGGGUGGAUAUCUACGCCCUCGGCCUGGUGUUCUGGGAACUGGCCCGAAGAUGCUCUGUCAGGGGACUUCAUGAAGAUUUCCAGCUGCCUUAUUACGACCUGGUGCCUUCAGAUCCGACCAUAGAGGACAUGAGGAAGGUGGUGUGUGAUCAGAAACUCAGACCCAGCAUCCCUAACCAGUGGCAGAGCUGUGAGGCUCUACGAGUGAUGGGCAAACUGAUGAGAGAGUGCUGGUACGCCAACCCUUCAGCUCGACUCACUGCACUGCGGGUCAAGAAAACUGUGUCUCAGAUCUCUGUCAUCAAGGACGUCAAAGAUUAGCUUGAAAUCCAGCCUGCGGAUCAGCACUGGUGCUGGCAUCGGUGCUGCAUGAUGGACUGAGAGUUGUUUGAAACAAACAGGGAGAGAGUAGUGCUCUCUGUAACUGCCUGAGGCUGCCCUCUUCAGGACAACAACUGCACUGUUCACCCUCAGAGAGCAGAGUCAGGUUGUUUUUGGUGCCAAAGUCUUAAAGGGGGUGUCUGAGGCUGCUUUGCACACAGACUCCUGAUAAACCAAUGUGAACCAAAAAGCAGGUAGGAAGAGCCAUAUGAGAUAAGAAUGUGUGUGAUGUAUGUACAGAUUAUUUUGCUACCUCAGAAAUGUAAGUGGCCAAAGCUUAAAGUUGCACAUUGUGAUGUUUUUUUGUGCCAUAUCGUGUAGCACACAUAGUAUUUCUUUGUAGAUAUGCUAAUUUACAAUCAGAAAUAAUUAUUGGGUUGACACUUUACUGGUCAUAACGUGUUUAAAAUGAAGUAUACACAGAUUUUUUUUUAUAAAAAUCUGAGCUUUUAAAGUGCUUUUGCAUUGUUAUUACAGUACAAGUGUAGUAAAGGUUUGUUUGAAAGGACACUAAACAGGACUACAGAAGUGCAUAUCCACCUUGAAGUCACCCUUAUAUCCAAGUGGGUUUUUCUUAGGUUUUACAUUACUGUUUUAACUAAUCACUGUGGUUCAGUGGAUGGUAAUAAGGCAGUCAGUUGCCCAAUCUAUUGGUUAAAGGUGACAUAUCAUGCAAAAUCGACUUUUUAAUGGUUUUCUACCUGAACUAUAUGUCCCUGCUAUGUCUACAAACCCCCGAAAAUGAAAAAAAAUCCAUUCUGCCCCUGUUUUCAUUUCUCCACCUUUCUGUAAAUGUGUGCUGAAACAAGCCGUUUCAGUUUUCAGUGUUUUUCAUACGUCAUAACGCCAUCCGGUCUGUAAUGGAAGUCAGAGCUCGGAGCUUGUUCAGCCCAUAGACUGUAUAUAAAAUACAACUCAACUCCUCCUCCGUUUUUCAUUACCUGCACACAUGUGUGCUAGCAAGGAGCUUAGGAGGGAGGUAUGCUAGUUGUAGGCUGUCUUAAUAAACACAGAGGUCGGUUUUACUCCCCACGUCUGCAGAUUUGAAGAUCUAGUGGAUGAUUUUUAUUUUUCAUGGAAAAGUGCUAGCGCUAGUUAGCAUAGCCACAUAGCUACAUGUUCAUCGCUGUGUUCAGAAAGGUCCUGCUGCAGGCGCCUCUCUGUCAGGAUCAGAUUCUGGAUCAAAUUCAGAGGGUUGAAGUAACACGGGUCUGUGAGCAGCCGUGUAUAUUCAGCCAACAUGUAAACAUUAGAUCAACGUGCUGGAGAGCCGAGGCCACAUCCACUUCCUGAGGGGGCGUGGUCAGAGAGCUCAUUCUCAUUUAAAGGCACAGACACAAAAAACAGCCUGUUCUGAGCAGGGCUGAAAAAGAGGGGUUUACAGGCAUGCCAAAAUCUGAUUUCAAAGUGUUUUUUUGAGCAAUACAUUUUAAAGACCUGUUUUGGGGACCUCUUAGACCAAUAUAUUUUGAUGAAAAAGAGCAUAAUAUGUCACCUUUAAAAUACCUCAACCAUCAUGGAUUGGAUCACAACAUUUGGUACACACUACUGAUACUCAAGAGAUGAACCCUAAUAACCUUUGAGAAAGUCAAGCUUAAACUAUCUACAGGACUAUCUACAGUGCAGUGUUUGUGAAGCAGUUCUGCUGAGUAACCUCUACAAUAUGUCUCAUUAAUCAUGUUCAUUACACCUGGACAAAACGUAGCAUCAGCUGUGUUGCCUCUUGAAAAUAAGCUAUGUAUUGCUAUGUUUCGUAGCCUGUUGCUUUGUUGUCCAAUAUCAGCUUCAUGUGCAGGUCUUCAUUUGUUUCUCUCUGUGAACUGAUUUGUUGGCAGCAUCCGUGUCAUUGAUAGAUAGAAAACACUGAAGAUUGCUCUGCCUGUGUCUAUUGGAAAGGCUUGUGGUACUUAAAAUUUUUGUUUGUAUUCAAAGUUGGAUCAUCGUUGAGCCAAGAUAUAUUUUAUACAUUGUGUCAUAUCUCCUUCUAAAAGCAUCAGAGAGAGAGAAGAUAAUAUAGCUGAGUGUGUUAAAGAUGUAUCAGUCAUUCCAAAGAGGGGUGAUCACCAUGUGCAAUUUCUGAUGGUGUCUUUUUUCUAUAUAUUGUAUAAUAUGAGAACGCUAAAUUAAAACAAAUGUUAUACUGCUUUCAUAAAAUAAAAACUAUUUUUGAUUUUUAACCAUCAAGUCAUUAAGAAAUAUAUUUUUGAUUAUGUGAAACUGUGUUGUUGCUUGGAUUUCAACCCAUUGCAUUGUAUCUGUUCUCUUGCACUAUUUAUUCUGUAUAAGUGAUAUCAGUGGGUCAAUAAACUUUGUUUUUCAUGGA
Molecule: messenger RNA, 4179 nt
Organism: Notolabrus celidotus (New Zealand spotty)
Lineage: Eukaryota; Metazoa; Chordata; Actinopteri; Labriformes; Labridae
Product: activin receptor type-1C
Exons: 9
Coding region: 315-1796 (493 amino acids)
Biological process (GO): protein phosphorylation; nervous system development; cellular response to growth factor stimulus
Cellular component (GO): activin receptor complex; plasma membrane
Molecular function (GO): activin receptor activity, type I; ATP binding
Source: RefSeq, a predicted model, not a curated record